UGUUGCUGUUGAGCAUGCAAGUGCUGCUAUGGAGUGCGAUGCUUUUGCGAACAGCACACAGCUGCGCCUUCUUGGGCUACUACAAAGGUCCAGCCAGCACAGAUCAGGCGAUGGUUGUGACUCCUGGUGUGCCGUGCCCGGGGUACUCGCCGUGCCCCAAAGGGUCGUACUGCAAACACAACCAAGUGUUUCCCUGUCCCGCGGGGGUUUAUGGCAACGCCACUCAAUUGUCCACUGUGUCCUGCUCCGGGUUGUGCCCGGGGGGCUUCGUCUGUCCUGUUGGCACAAUUGAACCGAUUCCGUGUGGGAAUGCCAACGUGUACUGCCCCGUGGGGUCGCGAGCUACAAAGCAAGUGCCCUUGGGUUAUUACGGCAUUGGGGACACCUCCUACACAAGGCAAUCUAUUGCGCUGUGUGAGUUGGGCUCUUUUUGUGUACAAGGCAAUAUGGCCGUGUGUUUGGCUGGCAUAUUUGGAGCAUCAAUGGGGUUGAGUUCUGCGGCGUGUACCGAUGUGUGUCCUGCAGGACAUUACUGUCCGGAGGCAUCUAUAGUGCCCAAACCAUGCCCAGCGGGAACAUAUGGGGCCACGACCGAAUUAAGCACUUCUGCGUGCUCUGGGGUUUGUCCUGAAGGCUACUACUGUCCACCUGGGACCACAACUCCCGUUGCAUGUCCUUCCAACUACAUCUGUCCAAGGGGCUGCAGUGCCCCAACACGCAUUCCUUCAGGGCAGUACCUGUCAACCGUACUUUCGUCCGACGUAGAAUCAACUUUGGCUUCGAUCCUUGAGCUGUGUCCACCUGGGUCGUAUUGCGUCCAAGGGGAGGUUAUCGCUUGUCCGUUGGGAUCGUUCGGGGCGACAUCAGGACUGACCACGUCCGCUUGUUCUGGUCCGUGCCCAGGUGGCUAUUACUGUCCCGUCGGCACGGUCGCACCCAUUGCAUGCUUCGACGCGGCCACAUACUGCCCAGAGGCCUCCUCUGCGCCGCAACCAGUCGAGUUUGGGUUCUACUCUCUGCCGCCCACACGCCCAACGCAUCAGCUGCCGUGCGAGCCUGGGUCGUAUUGCGUGGGGGGAGUCAAGUCGGCAUGUCCUGCCGGGUCGUUUGGAAGUUCCGUGGGCUUGACAUCGUCGGCCUGCAGUGGAAAGUGUCCCGGUGGAUCAUAUUGUCCUGUUGGCAGUGCCGACCCCGUCGCCUGCGGCCACUCGAAAUUCGUGUGUCCCGACGGCGCAGCCGCCCCUCAAUCCAUUUCAAGAGGAUUCUGCGGCAUCGGAGAUACCAUUCUAACGCAGACUUCGUCGGCCAUCGCCCCACCUGGCUCGUACGCGCUAGAAGGGCAAUGCUACAUCUGCCCUGGAGGCUAUUAUGGCGCGUCGAGCGGCGAAUCGGCCUUGACGUGCUCGGGUUUGUGUUCACCAGGAUAUUACUGUCCUCCUGGAAGCACAUCCCCCACUCAAUUUGAGUGCGGCCUGAAUGCGUAUUGUCCUCAAGGGUCCUCUCAACCCAUCGUCGUCUCGCCAGGCUAUUACACGUACUCUGGGGCUACAGACCCUUGCCCCCCCGGUCAAUACCGCGCCACGGCUACUUCCAAUGCCAAUAUAUUGCUGGCAAGUUGGACAGCCAUUCAAGUGAAUUACGGAGACGAGUUGUUUCCAUAUGCCGUUUGCCUUCCUUGCCCGCUGGGCACGUUCAAGCUUGUCGAAGGCGACAGCAUUUCUCUCUGCCAGCUUUGUCCGCUCUACACCACCACGAGCUCGACGGAUCGAACGACUUGCACGUGUUUUCGAUUGUCAGGAGGAAUCCGCUGGAACACUGCGACCGACAAACUCGUGUUUGAUGGGGCCGUCUGCACUGCCGUUCCAGCUGCGACCCUCACACCCUCAUUGCUGCCACUCAACACAGCGUUCACCAAGGCAAGUCAAUUCCAGUGCUCACGUGGAUCGUACUGCGUUCGAGGCCAACGACUGCCUUGUCCUGGUGGGAGAUUUGGCACGCAAAUGGAAGAAACCAGCGCGUUGUGCUCGGGGGUAUGCCGUCGCGGCCACUAUUGUCCUGUGGGUAGCAUCUCAGCGACCGCGCAACCGUGUGGCGGGGCGCAUUUAUAUUGCCCCCAAGGCUCUCCAUACCCCCUUCCCAUCACAUUGGGGUAUUACUCGAUCGAUUCCGUCCUCGGGCUGGAUUCGGACCCCACUCGGCAUGACGCCCAAGUUUCAUGCGAACCGGGGUAUUAUUGCAUCCACGGCCAACGAUUCCCUUGCCCGGGGGGUCGCUAUGGGGCUGCCACCCGUGAAACCAAUCCUCUGUGCACCGGUGUAUGUCGACGAGGGUUCUACUGUCCUGCUAGCAGCACAUCUGCAACUCAAGAACCUUGUGGAGGCUCGAACGUCGUGUGCCGAACUGGCUCGGUAGCCCCCAUUGGUGUCUUUGCAGGGUAUUACUCUGGAAGCGACACGACUAGGGCGGACGCGGUGACCCGGGAAAGCAUGCGCUGGUUUCAGAAACCUUGUGAGCCAGGGUACUACUGCGUCAAUGGGGUGCGCAACCCGUGUCCGACUGGCACCUUCGGCAGCACCGGCCAGCUUGUGACGCCAUUUUGUUCUGGCAAGUGUUCCGCAGGUCACCUGACAUCUCCUAUGCAUGAAUCAUCCAAACUUCCCUCACUAAAAGUCGUCGGCAUUGAAGGGUACUACUGCACUCAGGCUAGCACCUCAGCAACCCAAAUCAUGUGUGGUGAUGUGAGUGUGUUCUGCCCCGUUGGCUCGAGUGCUCCACUGGCGGUCGAUGCUGGCUACUACAGCGUUGGCGCAACCAAUAGUACAAGAGUGGGGCAAGCGCUGUGCAACGUGGGACAGUUUUGUCGGGGUGGAAUUGCGUAUGACUGCCCCCAAGGCACGUACGGCGACAUUCCAGGAUUGACCGUCGGGCAAUGCACUGGUUGGUGUGCAGCUGGCUUCUAUUGCCCUCCACGAAGUGUGUCGGCGACAGCCAACAGAUGUGCCGAUGGAUACUAUUCCAUCCGAGGCCAAGGCUCAUGCAUGCAAUGCCCAUCGAGCCGAUCUACAUUUCGAUGCCAAGACAAACGAGAGUGCUGCGCGUAACGAACGUCCUUUCGGCUAAGAGAGGGGGUGCAGGCGAUAUUUCACCUAUAUCAGUAAAGUAAUACGUAUAAUUACCUUAACUAAAUAUACUUUGACGCAUGUUAUCCGAAAA
Molecule: messenger RNA, 3213 nt
Organism: Aphanomyces astaci
Lineage: Eukaryota; Oomycota; Saprolegniomycetes; Saprolegniales; Verrucalvaceae
Exons: 23
Coding region: 15-3101 (1028 amino acids)
Source: RefSeq, a predicted model, not a curated record